Molecule: messenger RNA, 1434 nt
Organism: Cannabis sativa
Lineage: Eukaryota; Viridiplantae; Streptophyta; Magnoliopsida; Rosales; Cannabaceae
Exons: 2
Coding region: 1-1434 (477 amino acids)
Source: RefSeq, a predicted model, not a curated record
AUGAAUUUGUUGAAAACAGGCUCAGGAGGUAAACCCAGCAAUGUUUCGAUAAGUACUGUGUCAACGAGAGUUGAUAACUCGGGGGCUUCUCGUUCGAAGAGAAAGGACAGUUCUAAGGAACUGUCAAAAGAUAAAACGAAACAGAAGAAGCACGAUAAGUACGUGCCAAUGUAUACUAUUUAUACCGAGCUUAAUGAAACUUGGGAGAAUAUUUACCUCGUACAUGAGCAAAAGGUUACCUUCGGCAAGCCUGAGCCCAUGAGGCAUGCAAGGAACAAAAGAGAUCCUAACAGGUAUUGUAAAUACCAUAAGGAUAUUGGGCACACGACCGAAGAAUGCCGCCAAUUAAAAGAUGAGAUAGAAAGUAUCAUCGCUCGAGGCCACUUCAAACAGUAUGUGAAAAGACAAGGCAAUGGACACAACCAACCUAGUCUGCCUAACAACCCAAACAACCAGGGGUUACAACCUCUUCCUGUUGAAAGAGAGGACAUCCUGAUUAUUUCGGGAGGGCCGCAUAUUGCAGGGGAGAGAAAUAACGCCCAAAAGAGAUAUGUGAAAGAGAUAAAGAACGAGCAGUCGACAUUUUCCCCAGAACCUUCCAAGAAGGUGAAAACUGAAGAACCUCCAAUCAUAUUCACGGAGGAAGACAAGAAAAACCUGAGAUAUCCUCACGUCGAUCCAUUGGUGAUUACCAUUCACCUCGCCAAUAAAAGGAUAAAGAGGGUGUUAAUAGAUAAUGGGAGCUCGGUAAAAAUCCUUUAUAAGGAAACGCUGAGGAAGAUGGGGCUCGAAAAGGCCAAAUUGAAACCUUGCAUGGUAAAUCUUUCCGGCUUCACUGGUGACAGUAUUGCUAGUCUAGGAAUAUUUGAGCGCGCAUUAACCUUGAGCGAGCCACCCCUAUCCGCCAUAAUUAUGCAAGACUUUCUAGUUGUCGACCUGCCAUCGACUUACAACAUAUUGUUGGGUCGUCCUGCAUUGAUCAGACUAGGGGUAGUUAGUUCGAUCAAGCACCUAUCCUUGAAGUUCCAAACACCAGAAGGUGUGGGAGUGGUGCAGGGCGACCAGAUGCUAGCUCGCGAUUGCUAUCGCAUAGAGUUGCAGCAUAGAAAAGCGGGUCAUCAAUUAAUGGCAAUCUUGGCAGAAAAAAGUGAAAAGAAGGACAAGGAUCUUGACCCCCGGGUUCAAGAUGAAAGAAACUUAUUAAAACCAAUUGAAGAAUUGGAAGAAGUAAUUCUCGACCAAGGAAAUCCCACAAACAAGAAAUUCGAGUGGAGAAAAGAGUGUGAAGAUGUCUUUCAGAACAUAAAAAGGCAUCUAGCGGCGCCUCCAAUUUUGGCAAAACCAAUAACUGGAAAGACGUUACUUCUCUAUUUGGCUAUCUCGGAAGAUGUGAUUAGUGCAGCUAUAGUGCAAGAAGAGGCUAAGCACCAGUAA